AACAACUUUUUUUUGCAAUAAAACAAGCCCAAAUGGUUAAUUGACCUGAAACCUUUAGAAGAAAAUGUAUAAUGUAUUUAUCAACACUUUCUCAACUACUGCAGGAUCCAAACUGUUUUUUCUGCUCAUCAGACAUCCAGUAAGAUUUCUUCUUUUUUCAAAUCACAAAAGCUCUGCAAUAAGUUACAGAUCCAAGGUUUUUAUAGUAGUGAAGUCAUUCACAGAACUGGCUACAUAAGGUUUCGGAGAAUUAGUUUUUUUUUGUUUACAAAGUAAGACCGUUUGUUGAUUUGGUUUUAAUUGUCUGACAACUCUGACCCAAUCGGACAAUAAUCGGGUAAGCAAGGAAGAUGACAUAAAACAUAAUUUAAACAUUUUCCAUGAUUCUUCAAUGACGCGUGGGAGUUCCUUCAUAAGCUCAGUCUGAUUGUUUCCUGUGUCAGGCUUUCUUUAGUGCCUCAGACAGGAAACUUCGUGUUACUAGCGUAGAAUUAUGGUUUUGUGUAGUCUUCUCAUAUUUAUUUUGGCAUUCAACCAACUUGUGGUUGAUUUGGAUGCGUGGACAUGCCCAAAAGGUGAGAAGGUCUCUGAAAGUAAAAAAGGACAGAAGUGUGUACCCUGCGAUGAAGGAUAUUUCCAACCAACAGAAAACACUUCGAAGAGGUGUAAAGCAUGCAACUAUUGCAAAGAAGGGAGCACUCAAACCCAGAGCUGCACCAAACAAAAAGAUGCAGAAUGCAAGUGCCGUCAAGGAUUUGUUCCCUACAAUUCAGGCUCUAUCAUUUGCAAAUGCGACAAAGGAUAUGAAGAAAAACAAGGAGAGUGUUCAAAAUGCCGUGAUGGAUAUUUCAGCCCAAGAAUUGGCACAACCUGUAGAAAAUGGAAAGACUGCACAAAGGAGGGAGUGAAAAUAAAUGGCACCCCAACCUCAGACGUUGUCUGUAAUGAGGAGAAGGGCAAUAGUCCGAUUGCAACAGUGCCCAGCCCCAGCCGAAAUGUUUCUGUCAAACCUUUGGAAACCCACCCUCGACGUGAGGGGACUAACACACUGAUGACGCAUUUCACCACAACUCGUGCACAAAAGUCUACCGAAACAACAACAGUGCAGCCCCCUUUUCUGGUAGACACUGGAAACCACCUCGCCAAGGCCCUUCCGUUUUUUGGAAUUGGUUUGGUGCUUGUGCUGACUGCUGUGACCUGCAAGCUGUGCAUCACUCCUUGCUGGAAGAAAAGACCAACACGACAUGCAAACGAUUCGCAUUGCAGGAGACCUGUUGAGGAAAGCUGUGAAACCAGUGAAUCCUUUAUCAAACUAAAUCCGGAGCCCUGAGGUGAAGCUAGGUGCUGUCUAAUGCUGUGAAUGAUCCUUUUCAAUAAUAUAAAACUGAUCCUUGACAUGUUCCUUUCACUGUUAGUUUUAAGUCAGACCAUCUCUUUAUGGUCAAAGUAAAACCAUCUGCAUUGUAGCAGGUGUAUUCUCAAGUGCAGUGUGGUUCAUAUUCAACCCUUUUUACAAAGUCGUAUGAAUCACAUAUAAUUCCUUAAAAAUAGGUACACCGUUUAAGUGGUUACAUUUAUCUCUGACUUACUAUAAUAUAGUACUAUGUAUUCUACUAUAACAUUAUAUUGGUUUUCAGACUAUUUAUCAGUGUAACUGUUAUAUUUAUGAAGUUUCAAAACUGCAGUUUCUUUUUCUUAUGGUGACCUGAGAUAUUAUGCCAUUACUGCUCAUCUAAGGCAUUUACAUACAUGUGUUUCUGUGGUUUUUGUUAGUCUUCUGACAUUAUAGAAAGCUACAUGCUCUAAGUGGGCCUGGGACAAGUCUGAGAAAUACACAGUAUGACCAAUAAAACAGUAAAGUAAGAAAUUAUUCAUACAGCUGAUCCAGCUGUUAAAAAGCCAUAGCACAAGAAAUGUUGAACUUUUUCACUCUUUUUCUGUCUUGUUUUUGUUUGCUCACCCCUUUCCAUUGGUAGUGGACCCAUUCUGUGAAGAACUAGGUAAAAAACAGGCCUAGUGCAGGGUGUGUGGUUGGGAGAGUUCCCCUGUGGUGUUAACAGAGCUUAGCUUUUUCCCAUUAAGAUGUGCCUCCGCUCAUGUUUUCUUGUUCUCGCCUAUGGAAAGAUUGAUGUUAUAAAUGUGAAGACUUUUGAAGUUGUUUUUAACUUACUGUAGAUGAUUGUCUGAUAAAACCGUCAGAGGAGUUCUGAAAGCAUGCCCACAUUAUUUUCCUUCAUUGCCAUUACUCUUCGAAAAAAAACCUGCACACACACACAGGCACACAACCCCCCCCCUCCACACACACACACACACACAAACGGCAGCUUCAUGCGUAACCCCUCUGACUGUUUAGGAUUUUUUUUUAUCUUUAUGGAUAAAUAAAUAGUUCACUGAUUCAGUCAUGAAAAUGUAUUUUCUAUUCAGAAAGAUAAUUUUUGUAAAGCAAAUAAAGCAACAUAAAAGUAAGAAUCUUGGUGAUUUCAUGAUGC
Menidia menidia (Atlantic silverside) is the source of this 2489-nucleotide messenger RNA. Lineage: Eukaryota; Metazoa; Chordata; Actinopteri; Atheriniformes; Atherinopsidae. The record is from the annotation of a GenBank genome assembly.